Molecule: messenger RNA, 1050 nt
Organism: Aspergillus piperis CBS 112811
Lineage: Eukaryota; Fungi; Ascomycota; Eurotiomycetes; Eurotiales; Aspergillaceae
Exons: 1
Coding region: 263-814 (183 amino acids)
Source: RefSeq, a predicted model, not a curated record
UUUCAUCUAUCAUAUAUGUCAGCGUUUUUCUGACAAUUUGAUACCAAUUCAUGAAGUGAUGAAUGUUAUAGUGGCUACUGCUGGUCCCUCUUCCACAGCGUUCAUGUCACUCUGCUGGCGCCAUGGCAUUUAUGAUAAGUCGCUCCUGCAAUCGAAUCAUCGAGCAAAGAUGAUUCCAUGAACCUACAGCUAGCUUCCGCGCUGAAGGAGCAAUACUGUAUCUCGACCAAUCCCCUUGCAUCUCUCAACGAGUCUGGAAUGUAUGGCGUCUAUCGGAUUCGCACGUAUAACUGGGAGCAGCUGCACAAACCGCCUAUGUGUUUUGUUUGACUUCCUAUGUCACAUCGCGGUCCUCGGGGGUUGCAGUAUUAGAGUGGUGGCCACGAGAAAUUAUAUAGUCCUUUUGACGGAUGAACAACAGCAGGUUGGGGAAGAAAGGGACCACGAGCAUUGUGAUGAGGACAUCGAUGUCUGUUGCAAGCGGCCUCAAGGUGUUUAUCAUGCUUAUGGCCCGGGUAGUAUGUUUCCGGAACAAUUGAAACUUCCUAUCGCGAGGAAACGCAAGCAGUCCCAAAGCUGGUGCUACACCCGUUUCACGUCAUUUUCCAAGGCGCAGACAGGAGAACCGACCGAUGCACGGAUGACUAGUGCAGCCUUGGGUAGGGCAUUCAAGUGUAGUGUCCUUGAAUGUCAGCAUCAUUACCAAGGGUUUGCGACACAAAACGUCUUGGACAAGCACGUCGCAGAGAUACGCGUCUCAUGGGCCAAAGAAGAUCGAAUACGGAGUAGCGAUCAUGUAUAUCAGAACAGCUAAACCUCAUUAUCGACUUUGGGGUUUAACUGAACGAUAUCUAUAAACGGCGGGGGCCAGUAUGAUAACAUUAUCGUGCCCAGUGAUUAUACAUUGUUCAAGUACCACUGGCCGGUAACACUGGCUGAUGUUGAAGAGCCCAUUGAGAAUCCGCUGGAGUUCUCUUUGGAGAGCUUCCGCAAUUGCUUCCUUGAGGACGAAGAAAUGGAAGUGGAAGGUUUUAUUAUGAGCGUGAAUGA